CCUCUGGCCGCUGGUCCUCCGCGCCUCCAGGGGGCAGCACUGCUCCUUGUUCCCCGCUGUAGCUGCGCUGCAGGCGGGCAGCUGAUUGGCUGAGCCGCCGCCUGGCAACAGGCUGCAGAGAUCAAUAACAUCCGGCCUCCUCAGCUUCAUUUAGAGGCGAAAAUAAAAUAUUUACUGUGUUUUUCUCUCUUUAAUAACUAAAGAUGGACAGUUUACAGGCAGCAGACCCGACAUAUCUGAAGAGGAGGGUGAAGGGCUGCUCUCUGGACGUCCACCCCACUGAGAGAGCUCUGGUGGUCCAGUACGAGGUGGAGGCCACGGUGCUGGGGGAGCUGGGACACCCGGUGGUCGGGGAGCGCAAAGAGUGCCAGAAAAUUAUCCGUGUGAAGAGCCUGAAGGCCCGGACUGACGUGUCGUCUCUGGCCCGGAAGGUGGUGGAGGAAUGUCGACUGAUCCACCCGUCUAAACUUCUGGAGGUGGAGCAGCUGCUCUUCUACCUGCAGAACCGCAAACACACCAACGACAACCAGGAGAAGAGACGCGUCUCCCCUCGAGACUUCACAGCGUACGCAGGACUGGAGCUGGACGAGGAGGCGAGCAUCACCAGCGUGGAUGAGUACGUGGAGCUGCUUUAUGAGGACGUCCAGGAGAAGAUCAGAGGAGCGACGCUCAUCUUCCAGCUGGCUCGUAACCCCGACAACCUGGAGGAGCUCAUCCAGAACGAGACGGCGCUGGGGGCCCUGGCCAGAGUCCUGAGGGAGGACUGGAAGCAGAGCGUGGACCUCGCCACCACCAUCAUCUGUGUCUUCUUCUGCUUCUCCAGUUUCUCCCAGUUCCACGGCCUGGUCACACAUUUCAAGAUUGGGGCCCUGUGCAUGAAUAUCAUAGAGCACGAGCUGAAGAGGUACGACCUCUGGCAGGAAGAGCUGCAGAAGAAGAAGAAGGCCUAUGAAGAAUUCUCUGAGAACCAAAAUCUGAAGAAAGAGCAUGAGAAGUCUUUCAGAAAGUACCAGAGCCUUCUGACCAAGCAGGAGCAGCUCCUCAGAGUGGCUCUGUGUCUGCUGCUGAACCUGGCUGAAGACACUCGAACAGAGCUGAAGAUGAGGAACAAGAACAUCGUCCACAUGCUGGUGAAGAUCCUGGAUCGGGAGGACCAGGAGCUGCUGCUGGUGGCCGUCUCCUUCCUCAAGAAGCUCUCCAUCUUCCUGGAGAACAAGAACGACAUGGCUGAGGCGUGUGCGGUGGAGAAGCUGUCCCGUCUGGUUCCUUGUGACCACGAGGAUCUUCUGAGCGCCAGCCUGCGUCUGCUGCUGAACCUUUCCUUCGACACGUCGCUGCGCUGCCAGAUGGUUCAGGCCGAGCUCGUCCCUAAAGUCUCUUCUCUGCUGGCUGACGAGGCCCAGAGACAGCUGGCCAUGUGCAUCCUGUACCACAUCAGCAUGGACGACAACUUCAAGUCCAUGUUUGCAGACACAGACUGCAUACCGCAGCUGAUGCGGCUGCUGUGCGAGCGCGGCGAGGAGAAGCUGGACGUGGAGCUCAUCUCGCUCUGCAUCAACCUGGCGGCCAACAGGAGCAACGCCAAGUUGCUCUGUGAAGGUAACGGUCUGAAGAUGCUGAUGAAGCGAGCGGUGAAGAUGAAGGACGUCCUGGUGAUGAAGAUGAUCAGGAACCUUUCUCAGCACGGCGGAGCCACAAAGAGCCUUUUCCUGGACCACGUGGGGGACCUGGCGGCUCAGAUCUCUGAGGACGAGCCCGAGGAGUUUGUGAUCGAGUGUCUGGGGACGCUGGCCAACCUGACCAUCCCAGACCUGGACUGGGCUCUGGUCCUCACCGAGUACCAGCUGGUGCCCUACCUGAAGGACCGGCUCAAACCAGGUUCUGCGGAGGAAGACCUGGUCCUGGAGGUGGUGAUCCUGAUCGGCACCGUGUCCAUGGACGACUCUUGUGCUGCCAUGUUGGCCAAGUCGGGCAUCAUCCCGGCUCUCAUCGAGCUGCUCAACGUCCAGCAGGAGGACGACGAGUUUGUGUGUCAGAUCAUCUACGUCUUCUACCAGAUGGUCUUCCACAAAGAUACCAGGGACGUCCUCGUAAGGGACACUCAAGCUCCAGCGUACCUGAUCGACCUGAUGCACGACAACAACGCAGAGAUACGCAAAGUCUGCGACAACACGCUGGACAUCAUCGCUGAAUAUGACGAGGAGUGGGGGAAGAAGAUCCAGAAGGAGAAGUUCCGCUGGUACAACGGCCAGUGGCUGGAGAUGGUGGAGAACCGCCUGAUGGAGGAGGCCGGAGAACCGUUCCUGUUGGGGGAGGACGGAGACGUCCUGGACAGAACCGACCUGUUCUACAGCGCCGACGGGAUCAUGUCGGCAGACGGAGACAUCAGUCCGGAGUUCUUCACAGACUUCCAGAGCGGAGAGCUGGGACGCAGCGGAUACCUGAGCAGCGUGUCGGAGCAUUUCGUCCCGACGGAUCGACCCGUCAGCGCCUACGGCUUCAGGCCCGACGAGCCCUUCUUCUUCAGCUCGGCCGCCCGGUAACCGCCUGGUAACCACCCGGUAACCGCCCGGUAACCGCCUGGUAACCGUCAAGUUACUGCCUGGUAACCGCCCGGUAACCACCCGGUAACCGACAAGUUACU
Centropristis striata (black sea bass) is the source of this 2644-nucleotide messenger RNA. RefSeq names its product kinesin-associated protein 3a (gene kifap3a). NCBI's taxonomy places the organism in Eukaryota, Metazoa, Chordata, Actinopteri, Perciformes, Serranidae. Gene Ontology annotation, molecular function: kinesin binding. The coding region runs from base 204 to 2543 and encodes 779 amino acids. Gene Ontology annotation, biological process: microtubule-based movement; cilium organization. Gene Ontology annotation, cellular component: ciliary transition zone; kinesin II complex; axoneme. The transcript has 20 exons. The record is from RefSeq and is a predicted model, not a curated record.